This is a messenger RNA of Haplochromis burtoni (Burton's mouthbrooder), 1825 nucleotides long. It is a transcript of the gene syt18b, whose product is annotated as synaptotagmin XVIIIb. The transcript is spliced from 2 exons. Bases 135 to 1289 code for a protein of 384 amino acids. The record is from RefSeq and is a predicted model, not a curated record. Lineage: Eukaryota; Metazoa; Chordata; Actinopteri; Cichliformes; Cichlidae.
UAAAAUAACGUUGUUUGGCUUUGUUUUGGACUAAAAAUCUAAAUGUGUUUUCAUCAGUCGAGCAAACGAUCUUCUUUACUUGGACAUUUGGGCUUCUGCUUGUGGAUUUGUUAGUAGGCUCUACUGCUGGCACCAUGCCUUAUCAUGAUGAGGAGUACCCCGGUCAGCCUCUGUGGCAGUCUGUGCUGCUUUUCUGCUGCAAGGGCAUGAUCGAGGGCAUCAUGGUCAUUCUGUUCUUCUGGCUUCUGGUUCAGGUCCUGUUCACCAAACAGUUAGAAGUUCAUCUCCAGAUUCUUCUUCUGGUUGGGCUGAUCACCUUUUGUCUGUGUUUGGUCCUGGGAUGCCUUCUGUGCUUGUGGAAAAGUAAAGUUUCUCGAGUGAAAGACAAAGCUCCUGCGACAUCAGCACCAGCUCCUGCUGAACCUGUGUCCUUUGCUCAGACCUCACCUUCUCCCUCAGCAGCAGCAACAGCAUCAGCAUCCAAGCAGCAGUUUGAUGAGCUGGAUGAAGAAGUGCUGGAGUACCCGUCCACUUUUAGCAGCGCUGCUACUUCAGAGGGUGAAUUUGGCUCUCUGGCAUUUUCAAAUCAAACUUCCUGUGAACAAAAGGAGCCUCCAAAGUCUUAUUUUUCCCUGCGCCGCCUCAGCACACCUCUGCUUUCAUCACCCCUUUAUAAACCAUUAGACCAGAGUCAUAGCUCGCUGCCUUCCUUUCCCAAACUGGGACUACUGGCCAAAACACGUAAGGCCCUGCAGCGACGCUGCACUGUAACUGGGGAAGACAUAUCUUAUAAUGAGCACACUAGACUCACCAGACCCAGUGCUGGCUCUCCUUCUACAAAAGAAAAACCUAUCCCAUUGGCCCCACUAAGCUAUGGCUCCAGUGCAAGCUGCCAACAUCCAAUAGCACCAAAACCCUGCCUCCACUUCACUAUGGCCUUCUCUCCAGGGCAGCAAACCCUGACAGUCACUGUCCUCAGCCUCAGUGGGAUGCCUCACAGGCUGGAAGAUGUGUCUGUGCAGGGCAGCCUACCACCUCUCUGCCCCUUUCCUAUGAAAGCCGCUGUGCAGAGCAGCUCCAGCUCUGAAGCCCACAGCCUGGUGCUAAUUUUUAAGGUGAGCUUUGUGGAGGAGCUCCAAAUGUGUGUACUGAAGGUAGCUGUGAAUGCACGAGAACCAGCGAGCCCCAGACGCAGUUCUCUGGGUGAACUGGAAGCCGAGUGUGCAGGAAGAGACUGGACACCACAGACGCCACUUCACUUAACAAAAGAACUCAAUCGAAGCAAGUAGAAAAUAAAAAAGGUAGCGAAGGUUAUACACCUGUGAGUGGUUUAAAUGUCCGUACUUGGAGGUAAAAGCAACUUGAAUGAUUGAUUAGGAACCUUUCGGGUACAAAUUUUAGACCUCUGAACUUAAAUCCUGGAACAAUAACAAGAUGGAAGAAAAUGUAAACAAAUUUCCAGAUUUUUUUUCUGUAGUUUUAUUUAUUCAUUGCUGUGUAUGACAGAGCUAAAUGUUCAAGUUGCAAUUCCUGCCAAUUAGGAAUGCCCUCUUUGCUCUUUGAACUUUUGCCCUUUGAUUGCAGAGUCUGACCUCUCAGGAUGCACUGAUGUGUAAGGGGCUUAGCUGUCCUCCACAGAUCUUCAUUUUGCUUCAUUAUCAGACUGUCGCACUCUGUUAAAGUCACGGUCCUCAGAGCUGAUAAUCUAGACAGCCUUGUUUCUACAUCAGUGGCAGCAGGUAAAACCAGAGUUUGGUGUCACUUAAACUCGACAAAAUGCGUAUGUGAUUUCAGAAUGCUAUAAGGGCAUAAUAGACAGAUGUAU